GGACGCGAGGUCUGGACUUGUAGAGCUGCGCUGGCUUUGAAAGCUAUCCUACCUGCUUCUUGACGCGCGUUGUGCUGCUGGCCGAGGAGUAACUAGAGCUGAGGAGGUUGGAAUAACUGGAAGAUACGGAAUUACUGAUAGACAGUGUUUGUUUUGAUUUUGACAAGAAAUAGCACUCAGAACGAGAUCUUCAAGUCGGGUUGAUAACCAUGUUCAACGCAAGACAGAUCAAAGUGGGUAACCACGCAUUCGCCCGUCACCACAGUCGGCAUCGACAUUUCUGUUUUAAAGCUGGAAGUGUUGGGAUUAUACACACUGCGCCGCUGUCGCUUUCAUCUGGGACGAUGCGCUGCCGCGACCGGGAUGGUAUCUUCUGCCGGCGCGAGCCGUCUGCCGCGCGACGAUGCGAGUUUAGCACCUCAACAGCGCGCGCAGCAGAAGCAGCGGCACGAUCUACAAACACCGGCAGCAACCACGACUCUCAACCCACAGGUCUGACAAUCACCGACCCGCUAAUCUUGUACCGGCAGUACGUCGACUCCGGCCGCAUCCGCCCGGACGAAGCACAGCACCGCGCUGCGAUCGAGUUCCAGAAGUUGUACUACCGCGUGCGAGACUAUAUGCCGUCCGGGGACUUUGCGCGGCAAAUUGAGAAGCUCUCUGAGCUGCUUGAUGUAUGUGCUUUGUGUUCGUACCUGAUUUGAGGAUUGGGAUCUGACUGUUUGGGAAUAGGAAGAGGCAGAGGCGGAGCCGAAGAAGAAGACGGCGUGGUAUAGUCCCGAGCGAGAGACGUUGUCGCUGAUCAGGAGGCUCUCGGAUGAAGAGGAGGUUUUACUGGUUGAGUCUCCUCAAGGAUUGAUGAUCCACGGUGACGUGUAUGUGUUUCCCUGCAUUUGACUCUCUGCUGCUAAUUGGACCGAUGGCUGAUUGUAUUGUUACAGAGGGAGUGGAAAGUCGAUGCUGA
This is a messenger RNA of Myxozyma melibiosi, 964 nucleotides long. RefSeq lists its product as uncharacterized. The record is from RefSeq and is a predicted model, not a curated record. NCBI's taxonomy places the organism in Eukaryota, Fungi, Ascomycota, Lipomycetes, Lipomycetales, Lipomycetaceae. The annotation marks the transcript as partial. The transcript has a single exon.